AUUAAAUGUUUGGUCCACACGUUGGCAGUAAUGUCACGAGCGCAAGUCAGGGGGCGGAGCCUUGUGGAAACCGGAAGUGUUGAAGGAGUGUUACACGUGAUUGAGACCACAACAAUGAAGGCGAUCAUUCAAAGAGUAACGAAAGCAAGCGUAACAGUUGGGGAGCAGCAGAUCAGUUCCAUCGGCCGAGGAAUCUGCGUUUUAUUUGGCAUCUCAGUUGAGGACACACAGAAAGAUGUUGAAUACAUGGUACGGAAGAUUCUCAACCUGCGUCUGUUUGAUGAUGAGAACGGCCGUGCCUGGAGUCGCAGUGUGAUGGACAGAGAGCUGGAGGUGUUGUGUGUGAGUCAGUUUACACUGCAGAGUAUCCUUAAGGGAAAUAAACCAGAUUACCAUUCUGCCAUGCCGGCCGAACUGGCCCAGCCUUUCUACAACAACAUUUUGGAGCAGCUGAGGGAAGCUUACAAACCAGAACUCAUCAAAGAUGGACAGUUUGGGGCAUAUAUGCAGGUACACAUUCAAAAUGACGGACCUGUGACUAUUCAACUGGAAUCUCCUCCUCGUCCUACAGAUCCCAAACAGCUGUCAAAACAAGAAAAGCAACAGCAGAGGAAAGAGAAAACGCGAUCAAAAGGGCCGUCUGAGUCCGGCAGAGAGAAGGGAGCAUCACGAACCAAAGCAGAUGGCGCUGUCAGCAGCGGAGCCGAGGGGGACGUGUCUUCAGAACGGGAACCAUAGGAUGCCUCACGCCUCGGAUUUUGCAGUUGGCAGAUCUUUUUCCAAGGGAAAUACUGAAGUCUUCAGGAACACGUCUCAGUUUAGCCCUGAUUUAUACCAUUGAAUUUCUGUCUCCUUACUGUCUCUGUCUGCUGUCCAGUACAGCGUGCAGCCUUAUUGUCCACUGUAACUUGCAUUGUAUAUAAACACAGAACAUGUGGCAGCUCAACAAUUACCAUUAGAAGAAAUAACAACUCAGGCUCUCUUUAGUGGUAUUUUUGCGGCAAUUUGAACAGAAUAUCUAUUUACCAUUUAAUUUAUUGAAAUGUGCAUCUCUGUGAUGUUUUAAUAAAAACCGAGCACAGAAAUGUA
Messenger RNA from Misgurnus anguillicaudatus (oriental weatherfish), 1089 nucleotides. RefSeq names its product D-aminoacyl-tRNA deacylase 1 (gene dtd1). Lineage: Eukaryota; Metazoa; Chordata; Actinopteri; Cypriniformes; Cobitidae. Gene Ontology annotation, molecular function: D-tyrosyl-tRNA(Tyr) deacylase activity. Gene Ontology annotation, cellular component: cytoplasm. The record is from RefSeq and is a predicted model, not a curated record. Gene Ontology annotation, biological process: tRNA metabolic process.